Trifolium pratense (red clover) is the source of this 2220-nucleotide messenger RNA. Its product is annotated as embryogenesis-associated protein EMB8-like. Gene Ontology annotation, molecular function: short-chain carboxylesterase activity; monoacylglycerol lipase activity. The transcript has 13 exons. Lineage: Eukaryota; Viridiplantae; Streptophyta; Magnoliopsida; Fabales; Fabaceae. The record is from RefSeq and is a predicted model, not a curated record. The coding region runs from base 175 to 1911 and encodes 578 amino acids.
AUGCAUGGUUGAAAGUAGAGACGAUUGGGUCACGUGGUGGAUUCAGAAAGGUCCCUAAUUAAUAUCACGUUUUGUAUUUUCCUUCUCACUCCUAACGCCACCGUAAGCUCCACCGCAACAACCCACAAAUAACCGUUUAACAGAUUCAAUUCCUUCCACUACAAUAUUCAUUCCAUGGAUUGCAAUUGCUCCAAUCUCCAACUCAUUCCUCCACCUUCUUCCAAUGCCUACGAACUUCUUCUCCAAGCGCUCUUUCAAAUUCCAAUCCACCACUACGCUCUCGCCACCGCAAUCGCUUUCACAUGCUUUCUCUACAAUUUCCUCGAAAUCCAUUUCAUACAAGAUCUCUUCACUGGAUUCUCAGGCUCCUCCGUCGAUUUCACAUAUAACUCUUGCUCUGAAAUCUACGAUGCCGUCGUUUCUAAGUGCCGGAUUCUUCACGGAAAAUAUUCGGUCACUCCGUGGCUUUCUAGUCCUCAUCUUCAAACUGUUUUUCUUAACUUCUUUGGAAAUCCUCCAAUAUUCAAAUACAAAAGACAAUUAUUUAAUACUCCUGACGGUGGCACUAUUGCUUUGGACUGGGUUAUGAACUCUGUUUCCGAAAAUGCUGGCCAUAUGGAUGAUGUUGUUAAUAAAGGCGAAUCUACUCCCAUUGUUGUAAUAAUUCCUGGUUUAACAAGUGACUCUAAUUCUCCUUAUCUCAAACAUCUUGCAUAUCAUACAGCAAAGCGUGGGUGGAAAGUUGUUGUCAGCAAUCACAGAGGACUUGGAGGUGUUUCAAUCACGUCUGAUUGUUUCUACAAUGCUGGGUGGACUGAGGAUGCCCGCACAGUGGUUAAUUAUGUCCACAAGGAGAAUCCCAGGAGGCCUUUGUUUGUUAUUGGAACUAGUAUUGGAGCUAAUGUUCUGAUAAAAUAUCUUGGUGAGGAUGGUGAGAAUGUUCCUAUAGCUGGAGCUGUAGCAGUUUGCUCUCCUUGGGACCUUUUGAUAGGGGACCGAUUUAUAACCCGUAAGCGUGUGCAGAAGUUUUAUGAUAAAGCACUAGCUAUUGGACUUCAAGGUUAUGCAAAAUUACACCAACCUCACUUUUCUCGCCUCGCUAAUUGGGAAGGGAUAGAAAAGUCACUUUCUAUUCGAGAUUUUGAUAACCAUGCCACUCGCAUUGUUGGGAAAUAUGAGACUGUUGAUACGUACUAUAGACGCUGCAGCAGUUCUACUUAUGUGCAAUCUGUAUCGAUUCCUCUUCUCUGUAUUAGUGCUCUGGAUGAUCCAGUAUGUACCAGGGAAGCCAUUCCUUGGGAUGAAUGCAGGGCAAAUAAAAAUAUUGUAUUGGCCACUAUAAAGCAUGGAGGACAUCUUGCCUUCUUUGAAGGGAUAACCGCAUCUAGCCUAUGGUGGGUAAGAGCUACUAAUGAAUUCCUUGAGGUACUACUCUCUAGCAAUUAUAUGCAUGUUCAGAAGAAGAUCUCUGCACCAAACAAACUAUUGGACUCGUCAAUUGAUCAGGGUCCUUACGUCAAUGUUACUGAAGAUGGAAUGGUGGCUGCAUCAAACAAUGAGCCAACAACAACAGACAAUGUGGAAGAAAUAAAUGUAAGACAAGAUAUUCAUCAUGACAGUCAUGACAAGGUUAUAGAAGAAAAUAAACAAGAUGAGCUUCUGACUAAAACAGAGAGUGGUGAUUCGUCUUGUAUUGCUAAAACAGCUAGUGCCCGUAAUCCAGUACCUCUAGAUGUAAUAACGCCUAUCAAAAGAUACGUAGGCCAGUUAUCUCGAGAAAAUCGAUGGUCCACUUGGUUGUUGGUUUAUAUUGCUAUCACCACAAGUUGGCCAUUGGUUGGUUCAGCCCUAUAUCUUGUGUUUGGGAAAAAGCUCAGGGAUUUCUUACCCGGUGGUUUGGCUAGAAGAUAAUAUUGUAUUGCAAUAUAUCAUUGUUGUAUUUGUCUCUGUAGAUGUAUACCAGUAAUAAUAUUAAUAAUAAUAAUACUAAUAAUAGUAAUUAAUAACAAUAAUAAUAGUAAUAAUAUAUUUGUCCUAUUAUUUUCUUGUUUUCAGGACAAUUCUCCAUUUCUUAGCAUUUAGUGAAUUUAGUUGGGACUUUCAGUGGUCUAUUGUUUUCCCUAAACAAUUGGUUUAUCCUGUUCUAAACCUGGCUUUCAACAACAGAAACGCCUAUAUGUAAUUAUUUGAUUAUUCCAUUAAGAAUUGUGUAUUAUAAGA